GAGGGUGAAAGGCCGCAGAGCUGGGUGUGUGCAUAAGACAAGUCGGUGACAAGGGCCAGAGGUGGGAUGAUGCCGGAAAUAUGGAAUCUGGAGACACGAUGCUAUCGAGAACAGCCUAGACCCGUUCUUUACCAAGACAGGGCGGAGAGGACAAGUCAUCUGGCGUGAACUGGGAUCAGCGAGAGUCAGAUGCCUCGCAGUUGGGUAACAUAAGCCCAGGGGGCUUUCAGCAUCUAUUCACAUCAGCCCAAAGACGGUUGAUGCUGGGCACCGUGCCAACCGCUCCAUUGAGGGACCGAGUUGAGACUCGCUCGAUCGAUGCCGGUGAGAGUCGCCUUUCUCUCAUCGACCGAUCUCGGCUUUGAUGCAACCGGCGCGCCAGCUAAACGAGAAUGCCGCCAGUCUGUCACCACAGAGCAAGCCCCGGUGCCGAGUUGGAAAGAUGAUCCACUACGCCCCGUCGUUCUCGUGAAGAGCCAGGAGCCCUACCUGCCAGCCCUGAAAUUCACAUUGUCACUGUGCCUCGAGAACACCUUGCCGCGUUGGGCACGCCAACUCCCUGCAGCGUUAGGUUUCAUGAGAGAGAGUAAGAAGCGAGCACGCUACAUCACGGGGCGGGAGCAGGGUCAGAGCGAAGCUCAAUGGAUGGGCCGGAUGCACGGCUCGACCAGCAGGAGCUUGCCGUGGGCAGGGGCUAGCACGCUCGUAUCUGACAUCACCUCGCGCUGCUGUGCCUUGAGGAAACAUGGCUGGCUCCUCAAGUCAAACCACGCCGGGGAACGAUGUUGCUGCGGACAAGUUUUCCGGAGCAUGACAUGGGCAUUCCGAGUGGAACAGUUGACAGCCUCGCCUCCGGAUAUUGAAGCAGGACAGGGCGGAUACCGAUUGGCAUCGAGAAAAAAAGAAGACGUGGCUAGCACAAGCAGCUUCCUACUGCCAGUCCGGUCUUCUUUCCUCUCGAGCGCGCGAGAGCGGACCCGAUUUGUUCUCGGCGCCAUCCGUCCUUCUCACCCCGUCGUCGAUGGGCCGGGCGGAUGACUGCUCAGGAUAUCCCCCGGCCGAAAACCAACCACACCCCCCUCCAAAGCCACGCCCUAUGCCAAUUUUGCGGAUGGCGGAUCAGAAGGGACAGGCUAGGGAACACGGCUUGUCUUGCGCGCGCGCACUCAAUAUCCGUGACGCCCUAGUCAGCAAACAAGUCCCGAAACAGAAGACUGUUCGAGGGCGAAUCCCGUGUCUCCACCGAAGGACGAGCCUGUUCCGGGCGUAGUUCCACCCGAUGCUCCCAUCUAUCUACCCAUGUAACCCUUGCCGGCUCUACGACGAGGCAGGUGAGGCGACAGAAACCGAGGCUGAGAUUUGUUGGGCGGCUCCAUCGUCACCCGUUCCCAUGUCUCGGUGCAUGGGUAUGCCCUGAAACGCG
This is a messenger RNA of Gaeumannomyces tritici R3-111a-1, 1423 nucleotides long. RefSeq lists its product as hypothetical. The coding region runs from base 319 to 1038 and encodes 239 amino acids. Lineage: Eukaryota; Fungi; Ascomycota; Sordariomycetes; Magnaporthales; Magnaporthaceae. The transcript has 2 exons. The record is from RefSeq and is a predicted model, not a curated record.